UAGUUUCAAUCAUCUCCUUCGUUCAUCGAAGGCUAAAUAUUGGAAAAACCCUAAUUCCUGGUGUUGCGAAUCACUUUCAUUGCAGCUUUGAAUUUCAGGUUUCCAACAGCAAUGACAACUCCAGCAAGAAAGAGACUGAUGUGGGAUUUCAAGAGACUACAGAAAGAUCCUCCUGUGGGAAUUAGUGGAGCUCCACAAGAUAACAAUAUCAUGCAUUGGAAUGCUGUCAUCUUUGGACCUGAUGACACUCCAUGGGAUGGAGGUACUUUCAAGUUGACUCUUCAGUUCACCGAGGAUUACCCGAACAAACCCCCGAUAGUUCGGUUUGUUUCACGGAUGUUUCAUCCAAACAUUUAUGCUGAUGGAAGCAUUUGCUUGGAUAUCUUACAAAACCAGUGGAGUCCCAUCUAUGACGUUGCUGCAGUUCUCACAUCAAUUCAGUCUUUGCUUUGUGACCCAAACCCUGAUUCACCAGCGAACGCAGAGGCUGCAAGGUUGUUCAGUGAGAAUAAACGAGAAUAUAACAGGAAAGUAAGUGAGAUCGUGGAGCAGAGCUAUGUAUAAUAUGAUUCCAUUUGUUGUAUUGACUAAUGUGUAUUGAAUAGUAUCAUCUUCCUUGAAUUAUUUUACAUGGAUGUUUAAAUUUAAGAAUGAGAUUUCUGCUUAUAAAUAUAUUUUGAUAAC
Molecule: messenger RNA, 684 nt
Organism: Arabidopsis arenosa
Lineage: Eukaryota; Viridiplantae; Streptophyta; Magnoliopsida; Brassicales; Brassicaceae
Source: the annotation of a GenBank genome assembly